Molecule: messenger RNA, 1041 nt
Organism: Guillardia theta CCMP2712
Lineage: Eukaryota; Cryptophyceae; Pyrenomonadales; Geminigeraceae
Exons: 2
Coding region: 1-1041 (346 amino acids)
Source: RefSeq, a predicted model, not a curated record
AUGCCUAAUGAUUGCGUUCUUUGCCAGGCCAUCGUCUCGAAUUCCAUGAUGUUCGCACCAGACAAAUCUGCAAGCAAGACGGAGUCAAUAGCGUCCAAGACUGAAGGAAAAGAAGCGACAACUCAAGCUGGAGCAACGAAACCCGACGAGGUUGUGAAUCCAGCUUCUUCAGAAUCAGAGUCCGACGACAAGGAGGGCAUUGCUAGUGAAGGCGAUCGAGGAGCGAAGCAACUGGGAACGAAGAAGCAGCAGCUGUCAGCGGAGGAAGCGUGCGAAAUCUACAUGCUCAGACCAAAGUUUCACGCCGACGGCUACCGGAGGAGAGGCUCCAUGCUGCACUGCAAGACCGUCGCUCCCAAGUACGGAGUGACUCCGAAGACGAUCAGGGACGUGUGGAGUGGGCGGAGCUGGUCGCAGGCGACGAGGCACCUCUGGACCCCAGAGGAAUUGAAGCACCGACAAGGUCUUGGGGCGUCUCAGACAAGCGCUGCCACGUCAGCCAAGGAGGGCGAUGCUCACGCCCCCAAUGCCCCUCCGGCUGCAAGGUCCGAACCAGCGCAUCAGUCUGGAGCUGCUGCUGGAACAGUCGGUGGGUCCUCGGCCUUCGGGGGGAGCAGCGUCGGUACGCCGUCGGGACCUUCGCUGCUGUUCGGGCAAGGCACGCUGUUGUCGUCGACAGGGAUGAACUUUGCGUCUGCUCAAGGCAACGUCCAGGUCAAUGCCGGCAUGAGCGACUUUGCUCGGAUGUACAUGCAACAGCUGGAGGCGCAGCAGGAGGCGUAUGCACAGCAAUAUCAGACGCUCUUCUCCUCUAUCGUGUCACAGAACCUGGGCUCAUCGAUCUUUCAGCAGCAGACAGGGCUGAAUCCUCUUGGACAGCUGAAUGCUGGAAGCCUCUCCUUGACGCCAACCAGCAGCAACUCAAGCACUAGCGGCGGCCAGCAGCAGCAGCAGCAGCAGCAGCAGCAGCAGCAGCAGCAGCAGCAGCAGCAAGCAAAUGUGAACUUCAACUCCUCCGCCUUCAUGGGCAACAGACUGUAA